GAAGAAGAGAAGGUGACUGUAAAGCUCAGUGAACUGAAGCAACAUUUUACAGAACAGUGGCCCAAAAUUCCUCCACAAUGCUGAUGAUAUAGAAAACGAUCAGUACAACUUCUUGCUACUGAGGGUUGAUCUAAAAGCUGCUGAGUCAUGGUGGGAUGUACAAACUUUUCACAGGAGUACAUGCAGUCCUAUAAAGGUGUUCAUUGCACAUGACUACCUUAUCUUUCGUCACAUCUAAGUUUCUUCAAAAUGAACAAAUGUGCUUUUAAAACCUACACAGCACAUUUGAAACAUUUAAUGUAAAUAAUUACACAUAAUUGAUUUCUUGCCGAUCUCAUCAGCAUCAUUCUGAAACAAAUCACAAAGACCUAAUCACACACUCCUGCUCCCACGCACAGACCCCUGAGGCCAAGUUUCAUCAUUCAACUGUAAAUGCAACACAACCAAAUAUACGAGCUUUUAGAUUGCUGCUUCCCUCACUUUAAUGUUACUUAAUGUACUAACACAGACACAUAUAAAAGCUUUAGACUGUAAUGGGCUUCAGUGUAAUUUAGUUUUAUUAUGCACCUAUUGUGCGCAGUCAACCAUCGUUCCCUAACACGCGUCCCUCUGCGUGCCAGGGGUUCAGGUGUUUGCUGCUCCCCUCUGACUGAGAAACAUGAGCAGACAAGCAGACAGUCACCCAUCAACACACCCAGACCCGUACGCAGGGGACAAGGGACGAUUUAGAAACAGUCGCAGCGUUGUAAUAUUGCAUAGAGACUGUACAAGUUAUCACAUGCAGCUGCCAAUUAACUCCUGGCCGGUGGCGGUUUAUCUGCAGCACAGACUAAUGAACUGCUUGGUAUUUUCAUACAGAGAGCGCAGAGAUAAACGAAAUUAAAUGAUGGGAUGUUUCUAGGAGUUUGAGGCAGAUGUGUUGACGUGUUUGUUUUUUGUGAAUCUUUGGUGGACCCAAAGUCCAGAUUUUUUUCUUUAAAAGAGAUUUAAACCUGUUUGCAGCCCUUGGAUUUGAAGCACGCCUACUUUAUUAUUAUUGUUACAUUAUUAAUGACAAAUUGGCAUAAAGCUUGUGUGUUUAAUCAAAAUUUAAAAGGCCUUGUCCGUGUUUCAUAUUGAGAAAAUACUGCUCAUUUCAACUCGGGGCCCUCCUCUUCUCUUUUGCUCUGCUGAAUCUGUAAGGUUGCCUCGUGCAGCACUUUUCCCCAGAGAGCAGAUAAGACACCUGUCGAACAUUUCUGCUUCCAUUUGCUGUCUACAGCUACUAGAGCUCACAACCCCUGUCUGCGUCUACACAGCAUGGACAUCAAACUCUUUUCCCUUGGAUUGUGUGCCCUUUUCUGCAUCUUCAGACCUCUCUCGGCACAAUCUACAUGCAAGCUGAAGGCCAAGUUCAACCUGGGCGGCUAUAAGGAUGUAGAAAAGAAGACUGUCGUGGUUGGGGGAAUGUUUCCUGUUCACAAGCGCGUUGCUUCCAACAAGGGCAACACUUCGAGUGUGCCUCUCUCCUCAGGCUGUGUGGGGUUUAACUUUCGUACCUUCCGCUGGGCACAGACCAUGUUGUUUGCUAUCAAGGAAAUUAAUGCAAGGGACGACCUGCUUCCCAAAACUGACCUGGGUUACGUCAUCUACGACUCCUGCUUCACCAUCUCCAAGGCUGUGGAGGGCACCCUGACCUACCUGACAGGCCAAGACGAAGCUGUACCCAACUACCGCUGUGGCGAUGGAGCGCCGCUGGCUGCUCUAGUGGGAGCCGGGGGCUCGGAUCUGUCCAUCGCGACUGCCAGGAUCCUGGGACUUUAUCAUUUUCCGCAGGUCAGUUAUUGUUCGACAUGCUCUGCUCUGAAAAGUAAGUUCCAGUUCCCCACCUUCUUAAGGACCAUUCCCAAUGACGAGCACCAGUCUACGGCUAUGGCCAAGAUGGUGCUACACUUUGGUUGGACUUGGGUGGGCAGCAUAGCUGCUGAUGAUGAUUACGGCAAGUACGGCAUCAAAGACUUCAAGGACCAGGUUGAGCAAGCUGGCGUCUGCAUCUCCUUCUCUGAGACCUUGCCCAAGGUGCAUUCCCCAGAGGCCAUCCAGCGCAUUGUUCAAACUGUAAUUGACUCCACAGCCAAAAUCAUUGUGGUCUUUUCAUCUGACGUGGACCUCAGUCCUCUCAUCAGUGAGCUGCUCCGCAACAAUGUGACCAACCGUACCUGGAUCGCCAGCGAGGCCUGGAUUACCUCCGCUCUCAUCAGCCAGCCACCUGGGGUGAGCUCAAUCCUUGCCGGCACCCUGGGUUUUGGGGUGAAGAGGGCUGACAUCCCCGGUCUUCAGCAUCAUCUACUGAAUCUGGACCCCUAUGCAGACUUGCUCACUGAGGAAUUCUGGGAGACGCUGUUUAACUGCACGUUGGACUACAGCAAAGCUAUGAGAAUGGCAAAACAGAGGGCCACGUACGUGAACGGCACACUGUCCAGGACAGUGACAGGAUUGCCUGAUGGGCUGUGUACCGGGCAGGAGUCUGUGGCACAACUCAACAACACGUACUCUGACAUCUCUCAGUUACGAAUCACUUACAGCGUGUACAAAGCUGUGUAUGCUGUAGCCAACGCCUUGCACAACCUGGAGCACUGUGAACCCGGAAAAGGGCCGUUUGUCGGGAAAACCUGUGCUGACAUCAACAACUUUGAGCCGUGGCAGCUGAUGUAUUACGUGAAGAAUGUGCGUUUCAAAAUGCCAAACACAGGGGAGGAGAUCUUCUUUAACGACGGAGAUGUGGACGGCUUCUAUGACAUCAUCAACUGGCAGGUCAAUAAUAAUGGGGAGAUAUCUUAUGUCACUGUGGGGAACUACAACGGCUCUGCAGCUCCAGAGAACAGGAUGACCAUAAUGAACGACUCCAUCGUGUGGAACAAUGACAUGUUGGAGCCUCCUCGGUCAGUGUGCAGUGAGAACUGUCAGCCGGGCACCAGGAAGGGGAUUCGACAGGGAGAGCCGGUCUGCUGCUUUGACUGCAUUCCCUGUGCUGACGGAGAGAUCAGCAACACAACUGAUGCCCGUGAAUGCAUCCUGUGCACUGGCGAUUUCUGGUCCAAUGCGGCUCAUGACGCCUGUGUACCAAAACUCAUUGAGUUCCUGGCCUUUGGAGAACCACUGGGAAUUACUCUUAUUGCCAUUUCUGCCUUUGGAGCUUUAGUCACCAUCGCUGUCGGGGUAUUGUUUAUUAUGCACAUUGGCACCCCUCUGGUGAAAGCCAACGAUACACUGUUGAGUUUUUCACUGCUCUUCUCUCUGGUGGUGACCUUCCUCUGCUCCAUCGUCUUCCUCGGAGAGCCACAACACUGGAGCUGCAUGACCAGUCAAGUAGCCUUGGCUCUAGGAUUCGCCCUCUGCCUUUCCUCCAUAAUUGGUAAGGCAGCAGUAUUGAUGCUGAGAGCCCAGGUGCUGAAAGCUGCCCGAGCCCGAGCAAAAGCUGCUGCCAAAGCUGCAAAAGCUGCUGCAAGAGCAGCUGCUGAAGCAGCGGCGAAUGAUGGCAGUCCUGAUGUCAUCGUAACCAACACUCUCCACAAUGACACCAGUGCCCCUCCUAUCCCUGAGGUCGACCGUCUCACCCGUGCUCACCAGAGGGCAAUAGCUGCUGUAGCUACAUUAAUACAGGCUAUAGCGUGCACAGUGUGGCUCAUUGUCCUACCUCCACAACCCGUCAAGAACACCUCUGGUCAGAAUAUAAAGAUCAUUCUCGAGUGCGAUCAAGGCUCUGUGGUUUUCAUCUGUUGCAUCUUUGCUUAUGACAUCCUGCUGGCUCUGCUGGCCUUUAUCUUUGCCUUCAUAGCUCGCAAACUGGAGGACUACGUCAGUGAGGCAAAAUGUCUUACCUUCAGCAUGCUGGUCUUCUUCAUCGUGUGGAUCUCUUUUGUCCCGGCUUACCUCAGCACCCGUGGCAAGUUCAUGGUUGCCGUUCAGAUUUUUGCCAUCCUGGCUUCCAGCUUUGGCCUGCUAACCUGCAUCUUCUUGCCUAAGUGCUACAUCCUUUUGAUCAAACCUGAUCGCAAUAAGGAGGAGCUGAUGAAGCCCCGACCCAAACCUAAAGAUGGAACCUCAACUGGGACGUCAGCGUCUCUCGCUACGACUGCAACUGAGGCUACAAUUGCAACCACUGCUAUCGAUGACUAGUGGCGAAGUAAUAACUAAAGUUAGCCACAAAUGUAAAAAUAAUGUAGACAGAAGUUGUGCCACUGACUCAAUGAACAGCUGUUGCUGCUAAUUAGGCUUUCUAGUCAUGUUGAUCACAUCAUCAUGCUUGUUCUAUAAUUAAUGGGCAAAAUAUUUUAUUCUGAAAAAGAUAUAUAUAUUUCUUUUGGAUCCACAAGUAUUCAUGCAAAAUUAUGUACGUGUCUAAAUACCUAAAUAGACUGAAUGUGUGUACCUUCACAUGCAUUUCAAUAAGUGAUAUAUUAGAUAGACCAAAAACAGCUAUUUUGUAGAUAUAAUAACAAGUUCAGGCUGUUACUGUAAAACCUCUUUGAAUACCAUUUUCAAACACUUUGCAAUUUUUAAAAAGGAAAUGCAUACAAAUAGCUUCGUGUAAAAAACACAGAAAUGCAUGUAUAGUGCACCUCUGCUGGAUAA
Messenger RNA from Haplochromis burtoni (Burton's mouthbrooder), 4614 nucleotides. RefSeq names its product vomeronasal type-2 receptor 1. Gene Ontology annotation, cellular component: membrane. Gene Ontology annotation, molecular function: olfactory receptor activity; G protein-coupled receptor activity. The record is from RefSeq and is a predicted model, not a curated record. Gene Ontology annotation, biological process: G protein-coupled receptor signaling pathway. NCBI's taxonomy places the organism in Eukaryota, Metazoa, Chordata, Actinopteri, Cichliformes, Cichlidae. The transcript is spliced from 14 exons. The coding region runs from base 1300 to 4158 and encodes 952 amino acids.